GCAGGCACCUCGCAUCCUGCACAUCUUGCCUGGCAUCCAAAGUCAAGAUGUCUGCGGAAAACCCCAAAAAAGAUACAGAUAAAAGCAUCACGAUCUGGCCGCAAUGGCUAGCUGCUUGUACACUCAGCUUAGCUGUUAUCGGAAGUGGUCUCGCGAAUGGUUGGGUAUCGCCGUACUUGGCUCAACUGACAUCAACGGAAGCGAACAUGCCUUUGAGACUGACAGAUACCGAAGCGUCCUGGGUUGCUUCCCUUUUAAAUCUUGGUCGCCUUGCCGGGGCUUUGCUCAGUGCAGUGUGUCAAGUUUCAUGA
Eufriesea mexicana is the source of this 311-nucleotide messenger RNA. RefSeq lists its product as uncharacterized. The coding region runs from base 48 to 311 and encodes 87 amino acids. The transcript has 3 exons. The record is from RefSeq and is a predicted model, not a curated record. NCBI's taxonomy places the organism in Eukaryota, Metazoa, Arthropoda, Insecta, Hymenoptera, Apidae.